UUUCAUAUUUACUAUCAUAUUAUGACAUUUCAAGAAGAUACGUUGGUGAACACUGUCCUUGCUGCUAUUCAGGACCAACUAUCCUCAGCAGAAAAACCAACUUCCUACCUCCAACAACAUGCACAACAUACCUUACAGUUCUUUCAAGCGAUUGACUGGUCACAACACUGGUUAAUAGGACUUUUGACCUUUCAUAUACUUUGUUUCAUUCUGGUGAUCCUUCUUCGUCAUCGACAUACGGCUCUUUCAUGCUACUUUUUUGUACUAUUGGGCUUGGCAGCACUGACUCAACCGUUGAAUCAAGCAGGCGCGAUAUACUGGGAACAAUUUGCAGAGGCUAAUUAUUUCGAUGAUUCUGGUCUAUUUAUCGUCUCACUAUAUGCUUUUCCUUUGAUCUUCAAUGGCUUCUUCUGUUUGGUAUUUAUACUCAAAGCAUCUUUCAAGUUGAUGGUGGAAAUGAAGCGUCGACAACUGCAACAAAAGGCCAAGAAAUCAAAGAAGGAAUGAUAUUUUGUAUUGGACUGGAUUGUAUAGGAUAAUACUGCAUUGAUUGGACUGGAACUAUUGGAAUAUCGAAAUGAUGGUGUGUAUUGAUUAGGUUGUAUAAUUAUUAACAAUAGUGGAUUUAGUGUUUUUAGUUUAUCUCAUCAUUUUCUCC
This is a messenger RNA of Halteromyces radiatus, 658 nucleotides long. RefSeq names its product transmembrane protein 18-domain-containing protein. The coding region runs from base 22 to 507 and encodes 161 amino acids. Lineage: Eukaryota; Fungi; Mucoromycota; Mucoromycetes; Mucorales; Cunninghamellaceae. The transcript is spliced from 4 exons. The record is from RefSeq and is a predicted model, not a curated record.